AUGGCAGUAAAAGCAGGAGGCAUGCGGAUAGUUCAGAAGCACCAAUCUGCAAAUGAUGUGCCAGACAAGAAGAAUGACAAAGACAGUAAAGAAUAUGAGACUGAGAUCCCACCAAAGCUACCUGUUGUGGUCUCAGGAGUUGUCACAAAGGGGGAUAAAGACUUCACCCCUACUGCUGCCCAGGUGGCCCAUCAGAAACCUGUGCCUGCGGUACAGAAGCUGCCCCCGGCCCACCACAUCAACCAGCACAUCCACCAGCCCCGGAAGUGAGCCUCACACAACUCUAGACCACCCCGGCCCCCCGCACAGGGCCAGGACCACACCACCCCAAACACCUGCUCAGGUUGCCAGGGAUCUCUUGCCAUCAAGCAUUCCGUACACCCCCCUCCCCCUUCCGUCUGUGCCUGCAAGUGUCCUGUUUCCAACAGUAUCAUGACACGCGUUCCUUUUCCUGUUUCUUACCUGUAGAUCAUUGCAACACUAAAAUUGAAAGCUCCAUUGCAAAUCACUAAUCAGAAACAUGUUAAAUAUGUGGGUCCACUUCAUGAGGGAUGCUUGGAGCUGUGUUUUAUUUUGUUUUAAUUUUGUCUUACAUAAAUAGUUCCAGAAAGAUGUAAAUUGUAUAAAUCUUUUUUUUUUUUUUUAAGUCGGUGAAUGUUGUAUAUUAAGCAUAAGGUACUAGGUGUGGCUAUCUGAAUAAAGAGUUAAUAUAAAACC
Sinocyclocheilus grahami is the source of this 717-nucleotide messenger RNA. Its product is annotated as death-associated protein 1-like. The transcript has 3 exons. Gene Ontology annotation, molecular function: death domain binding. NCBI's taxonomy places the organism in Eukaryota, Metazoa, Chordata, Actinopteri, Cypriniformes, Cyprinidae. The record is from RefSeq and is a predicted model, not a curated record. Bases 1 to 270 code for a protein of 89 amino acids. Gene Ontology annotation, biological process: negative regulation of autophagy; cellular response to amino acid starvation; apoptotic signaling pathway.